Molecule: messenger RNA, 1288 nt
Organism: Amorphotheca resinae ATCC 22711
Lineage: Eukaryota; Fungi; Ascomycota; Leotiomycetes; Helotiales; Amorphothecaceae
Exons: 4
Coding region: 230-1267 (345 amino acids)
Biological process (GO): fatty acid elongation, saturated fatty acid; fatty acid elongation, polyunsaturated fatty acid; sphingolipid biosynthetic process
Cellular component (GO): endoplasmic reticulum membrane
Molecular function (GO): fatty acid elongase activity
Source: RefSeq, a predicted model, not a curated record
UCUCUUCUUCUUAAUCCUUCUUGUCGCGGAGUGGUAGCAGCGUCCCUUCUCCGUCUCGUUGUCGUGGAGCACAAACCCCCCCGAUUAAAAAACUAAUAUACAUCUUUCCUCGUCGCGAGACACCCACCCCCUUUUCCGCCCUCGCAGCGAACGCGUCUCCUCUUGCAGCCCUGUCGCAGACCCUCGAUUGCUGCACAGCUUCGAGACCUCCUCCUCUGGCUCUUCCAAGAUGUCGUCCGGUCCAGCAGACUUCCUCCAAACUCUCCAGCUGCCGUCAAUCGAGAGGCCCUUUGGCAUACAGUUAUGGCCUAUCUUCGACAAGGCCUUCACGGCCGUCAUGGGCUACCAUCCCCAGGACUUUGACUUCCAGCCACGAGUUACCCCCAUGUCGACGAUGAAGGAGAGUGGCUUUGCCAUCCUCAUCUACUACAUAAUAAUUUUUGGCGGGAGGGAAUUGAUGCGGAAUCGCCCUGCCUACAAGCUCAAUGGCCUCUUCAUGAUCCACAACUUCUACCUGACGGCCAUCAGCGGUGCUUUGUUGGCUCUCUUCCUCGAGCAAUUGAUCCCCACGGUCUAUAACCACGGAAUCUUCUAUGCCAUCUGCGAUGUCAAGGGCGGCUGGACAUCACCCCUGGUCAUGCUCUACUACCUCAACUACCUCACGAAAUACCUUGAAUUGCUGGACACUGUAUUCUUGGUCUUGAAGAAGAAGCCCCUGACCUUCCUCCACUGCUACCACCACGGUGCGACGGCUCUCCUCUGCUACACCCAACUUAUUGGCUUGACAUCCGUAUCAUGGGUUCCGAUCACUCUCAACCUGACGGUUCAUGUCGUCAUGUACUGGUACUACUUCCAGAGCGCUCGCGGCAUCCGUAUCUGGUGGAAGGAGUGGAUCACUCGCCUCCAGAUCAUCCAGUUUGUCAUUGACCUCGGGUUUGUCUACUUCGCAUCCUACACCUACUUCGCCUCAACCUACUUCCCAUGGAUGCCAAACAACGGCAAAUGUGCCGGAGAGGAAUUCGCAGCCUUCGCUGGUAUCGGCAUCCUCAGCUCCUACCUGCUGCUCUUCAUCUCCUUCUACUUCGCGACUUACAAGAAAGAUGGGAAACGCCCAACCGGUCGCAAAGCCGCACGAUCUCUGAAGGAUGCUCAACUGCCCGACGUCGCAGCUCUUACCAAUGGCAAGAUCAACCCAGGGAGAAGUGCACAGGCUACCGCAACCGGGGCCACCCCCAGCCGUCCCGUCACACGAUCGCGCAAGGCGUAGAAAUUUGCCCCUGGCUCUGCG